This is a messenger RNA of Nicotiana tabacum (common tobacco), 1094 nucleotides long. Its product is annotated as gamma-glutamyl peptidase 5. Lineage: Eukaryota; Viridiplantae; Streptophyta; Magnoliopsida; Solanales; Solanaceae. Gene Ontology annotation, cellular component: cytosol. The record is from RefSeq and is a predicted model, not a curated record.
UUCCUCAUUCUUCCUUCAUCAACUCAUAAGCGAAACGAAAUUGAAAAAAUCUAAUCUCUCUAGCUCCCUCCCUCUAGGCCCUCCACUAGAGGAGAAUAUUUAUACAUAUAUAUCUAUAUUAUUCAGUGAGAGAAGAUAGGAGGAAGUUUUUUAAAACUUUAUUUACGUCUGAAGAAAUCACUAAUUAAUAAUGGAAGGAAAAAAAUUUGCAGUUCUAUUAUGUGCAGAGGAUUCAGAAUACGUGAAAAAGAAAUACGGCGGUUAUUUUGGUGUUUUCGUGAGAAUGCUGGCGGAGGAAGGGGAAACGUGGGAUGUAUUCCGCGUGGCUAACGGCGAGUUUCCGGCGGAUGAUGAGAUCGGAGAAUAUAACGGAUUUGUGAUCACCGGUAGUUGUAAUGACGCUCACGGUAAUGAUUUGUGGAUCUGUAAACUACUCAAUCUGCUCAAAAAAAUUGAUUCUAUGAAGAAGAAAGUUUUGGGUAUUUGCUUUGGUCACCAGAUAUUAGGGCGAUCAUUGGGUGGAGUUAUAGAGAGAGCCACAACUGGAUGGGACAUUGGCGUCACCACAGUUAAUUUAUCAAAGUCCAAGCUAUUCAACACUCUCAAUUUACCUGCAUUUAUGCAAGUUAUUGAGUGUCACCGUGAUGAGAUCCGUGAGCUUCCACCAAAGGCAGAGGUGAUGGCAUGGUCCAAUAAAACUGGAAUUGAGAUGUUUAGGUAUGGUGAUCACAUAAUGGGGAUUCAAGGUCACCCCGAGUACACCAAAGAUAUUCUCCUCCAUCUCAUUGAUCGUCUUCUUCAACGCAACCUUAUUGAGGAGAGCAUUGCUGAUGUGGCCAAGGCGAAGGUUGAAGGGCGCGAGCCAGACAGGGAGGCAUGGAAGAAAUUGUGCGUUAGCUUUCUCAAGGGUAGAUUGUGAUUGAAUAUUCUGAAUUUAUUAGAGGCUAUUGUAAUUGGUCCCAAGUGUAAAUAGGAGAUGUUGUUAAGAGGAAUUUUAAGGGACGUAGGCUGGUUUGUAGUUUGGACUUAGGCAUCGUUUAGAUGUCAUCAAGAAUUUAAGAUUAUUUUUUAGCUAUUGGAAUUGACAAUGUUAA